Messenger RNA from Leptonychotes weddellii (Weddell seal), 1556 nucleotides. NCBI's taxonomy places the organism in Eukaryota, Metazoa, Chordata, Mammalia, Carnivora, Phocidae. The record is from RefSeq and is a predicted model, not a curated record.
GCUCCGCGCUGCUCGGCGCUGCUCGGCGCUCUGCGCCCACAGGUACGAACCCCAAACAGGAGUCCCUGAAGCUGAAGCGAAAUUGGCUGUGCCUGUUGGCUCCAGAAGUACCUAUGGUGGGUCCAGCCUGAGAGGAUUAUGGCAGGAAAGGUGAAAUGGGUCACUGAUAUCGAGAAGUCAGUGCUGAUAAAUAACUUUGAAAAGAGAGGAUGGAUCCAAGUGACGGAAAAUGAAGAUUGGAACUUUUACUGGAUGAGUGUGCAAACCAUCCGAAACGUUUUUAGUGUCGAGACUGGCUAUCGGCUCUCAGACGAUCAAAUAGUCAACCAUUUUCCGAACCACUACGAACUGACCCGGAAGGACCUGAUGGUGAAGAAUAUUAAAAGAUACAGGAAGGAGCUGGAGAAGGAAGGGAGUCCUCUAGCAGAGAAAGACGAAAAUGGGAAAUACCUCUAUCUGGACUUUGUUCCGGUCACCUACAUGCUGCCCGCUGACUACAACCUGUUCGUGGAGGAGUUCAGGAAGAGCCCCUCCAGCACCUGGAUCAUGAAACCUUGUGGCAAAGCCCAGGGGAAGGGCAUCUUUCUGAUCAACAAGCUCUCACAGAUCAAAAAGUGGUCCCGGGACAGCAAAACUUCUUCGUUUGUGACACAGUCUACUAAGGAAGCCUACGUGAUCUCUCUCUACAUUAACAACCCGCUGCUCAUCGGCGGGAGGAAGUUUGACCUGCGCCUGUACGUUCUGGUGUCCACGUACCGCCCACUGCGCUGUUACAUGUAUAAGCUCGGGUUUUGCCGCUUCUGCACAGUGAAGUACACCCCGAGCACCAGCGAGCUGGACAACAUGUUCGUUCACCUUACCAACGUGGCCAUUCAGAAACAUGGGGAAGACUACAACCACAUCCACGGGGGCAAGUGGACCGUGAGCAACCUGCGGCUCUACCUGGAGAGCACCCGAGGCAAGGAGGUGACCGGCAAGCUGUUUGACGAGAUCCACUGGAUCAUCGUGCAGUCGCUGAAGGCCGUGGCGGUGAGUGCCUGGCGGGGGGCGGAGCUGGGCUGGGGCCUAGGCCGGGGCAGUUUCGGGGAGGUAGUGGGGCCGGCUUCCAGCUGGGUGCUGCCCAGGGCGUGCCAGGUGAAUGCGUCCCCGUCUCUCACUUCCAGCACUGCCAACGACCGAAUCCUUAAGUAUAACCUGAUCAACGACACCCUCAAUAUUGCAGUCCCUAAUGGCGAGAUUCCAGACUGUAAAUGGAACAAGUCACCCCCGAAGGAAGUUCUCGGCAAUUACGAAAUUCUCUAUGAUGAAGAGCUGGCGCAGGGUGAUGGGGCAGACCUGAGAAGUCGACAGGGCCAGUCACUGGGGCCCAAAGGGGGCCGAUCGCGAGACUCGGGGAGAACUGUCCUCACAACCUGGAAGUGAGCACCAGUAGGCGCAAAAGACUGCAACCUGGACCCUGCCAGAUACUCACUGCACCUGGGCCUAUUUUGAAAUUUCCUUUUUUUUAGAGCUUUUUUCCCCUUUCCUAAGCCCUGUAAAUAAAUAAAGGCAUUUCU